This is a messenger RNA of Biomphalaria glabrata, 4435 nucleotides long. RefSeq names its product ankyrin repeat domain-containing protein 12-like. The record is from RefSeq and is a predicted model, not a curated record. Lineage: Eukaryota; Metazoa; Mollusca; Gastropoda; Planorbidae. The transcript has 5 exons. Gene Ontology annotation, molecular function: protein binding. The coding region runs from base 400 to 2964 and encodes 854 amino acids.
ACAUUUGGCAAAGCAAUAGCGCAGUCAUGCGAUUACAAUACACAAUAGACUUCCAAGAGACAUUCAACGACUUCCAUGUUCAAUGCAAGCAAUCUUUUAACGCCACCUGAACAUAUUGCUAAUCGCUUCCUAGUUGACAAAAUCUAGUUUACUUGGAAAAUUAUUUAUAUUCUUUUAAUGAUAAUCAGUAUUUGGUUUUUAUAUAAACUAUUUAUUGAAGAAGCCAAUACAAAGGAUCGCAAUAAAAAGAUCAAAGGUAACCCAGCACAUGUCACACAAAAGAGCAAGAAUAAAAAGCCAAGUUAUAAAUUGAACACCAACACCCAUAGAAGCUUUGUCGAGAUAUUUUUGUCGACUACCACUUUAAGACCAACCACAGUUUUUAUUUUAUAAUAUAAAAUGAGUGACAUCCUUUCUAAUGCAAUCAGAGCUGGUGAAUUUGAAAAGAUUAGACGUUUGCUGGAUUCACAAGACAAAACUAUUCUCCAGUAUGUGCAAGAGAAGCCGGUGUUACCCUUGGCUGUAGUGUAUAAACAGUUGAACAUCGUAAAACUCUUGCUUGAGAGAAACGCAAAUGUUAAUGCUGUGGGUAAUGAUGGCGAUACUGCCAUUCACGCUGCCGUCAAGAAGGAAAACCUGGAGGUUCUCAAGUUACUGACUGAAAGACACUGUGACUUAAACGUGUUAAAUGCGCACAGACUCACAGCUCUCAUGAUAGCCGUUGAGAAAGGCUAUCUAGAUAUCGCAGGGUUCCUAUGUCUGAAGGGAGCAGAUGUCAACGCUGCUGGCCACAAAGGAAACACGGCUCUUCACCUGGCCGCUAAGAAAGGUAAAAUUGAGAUGGUCCGUCUUCUCUUACGGUACCGAGGCAACAUCGACUCUCAGAAUUCAGAAGGCGUCACCGCUGUUUUCAUUGCUGUGAAUAGCAAAUCUGAGGACAUGCUAAAACUGUUAUGUCUCAUGGGUGCUGAUUUAAGCAUCAAACAAAACGAUGGUGCAACCGUCAUCAUUCAGGCGGCCAAAUCAGGAAAUGGCAAAGGCGUGGCGUGUCUACUGGAGCAUUACAAUGAUAAGAAGCUUCUUCAUGACAUUAACGCUUUCGACAGACAAGGGCAAACCGCGUUGAUGUACGCUACGAAUAAUAGGAAUAUUGAAAUUGUAAAGUUUUUAAUUAACCACGGAGCCAAUGUAAACCUCCAAAAUCCAAACAAUGGUCAAACCUGUCUACAUUUGGGAGUUUUAAAUGAUGACAGCGACGUGGUGGAAGUACUUAUUGCAGCAGGAGCGUGCCUUAAUGUGGUUAAUCGAAAUUUGGAAACUCCGAUUAGCCGAGCAAACAACUUUAUCAAGAGGGUUCUAUUGAAAGCAGGAGCUUAUGAAUGUGGACAGAGUCAAAUAGGAAUGCCCGUGUUUCAUAGAGAAGGCUCAAUACAUAGUGACCUUUCCAAUCCAAUCCGCAAUGAAAGUUCAUGUCACUCAAUCGAAAUCGAUACAGACACUAACGAUGAGACUCACUUAAAGCAACAGUUUACAUAUUCUAUUGAAGAAGCCGAUGCCCCAUAUGAUUUGAAAGAAACAGAAGUGCCAUAUGAUUCACAAGGUAAAGAACAUCAGUCAAAAAAUUCUGAAAAGAUUAAAUUGUUAAUUGACAAGCACAGGUUCAGCAAAAAGUUCAAAAAGGCCUUGAAUGAUUUCACUAAUAAAUUUGUGGAAUCUUAUUCCAGCACUAGCAGGACUGGCAGUGUCUGCACUACAGGAAGCACUGUAACUUUGUCCGAACACACGAAACUAACAAUACAUACUGCUGCAAAUGUUUUUAUAGGAGAUAAUAUCAAGUUACAAUGUUCGCCAAGACCUUCCAGCGUAUCUGGUGGUUCCACUAAAACAUUAACGCAUUAUGACCAAAUUCUAAAAGAGGCAGAUGACGAGUUGGAAUUCAUUGAAAAGUCUAAACGUAAUGUUCCUGAAACCAUAGAAAAGUCAAUAGACGAUACCUCUGAAGCCAUUGCAACGUCAAGUGACAGUAACCUUGAACUCACUACAACAUCAAGUAACAGUAACCUUGAACGAUCGGAAACGGCAGGAAACAGUAACCUUGAACCCACGGAAACGGCAAGUAACAGUAACCUUGAACCCACGGAAAUGGCAAGUAACAGUAACCUUGAACCCACGGAAACGGCAAGUAACACUAACCUUGAACCCAUGACAACAGCAAGUAAAAGUAACCUUGAACCCAUGACAACGUCAAAUAACAGUAACCUUAAACCCACGUCAACGGCAAGUAACGGUAACCUUGAACCCAUGGCAACGGUAAGUAACAGUAACCUUGAACCGAUGGCAAAGUCAAAAAACAAUAUCCCUGAACCCAAGGCAUCAACAGUAAAAAAUAUCCCCGAACCCAUGGCAACGUCAAGAAACAAUAUCAGUGAAUAUUUCCUUGAGGAUAUUGAGGUGGACAUAGGAGGUAGCGUCAGUGGAAGUAACGUCGAUGGCGGUAGUGCCAGUAGAGGUGCGGUCAGUGGAGGUAGUGUCAGUGGAAGUAACGUCGAUGGUGGUAGUGCCAGUAGAGGUGCGGUCAGUGGAGAUAGUGUCAGUGGAAGUAACGUCUAUGGUGGUAGUGCCAGUAGAGGUGCGGUCAGUGGAGGUAGUGUCAGUAGAAAUAGUGAUGCAAGUAUUGGGAGUAACGCCGGCACUAAGCCAAAGAAAGCGUUUGGAUCAACCUGGUCGCCUCUAGAUCUACGAGCUACGGACAGUGCCAGUGAAAGAAGUGGAAGUCUGCCUGGUAGAAGCUCUACUAAGAAAAACAGAAAUAAAUUGCCAAGGGAAUUAGAGAAAACUGCUGAUGCGAGUGAAUCUGCAAGCUUAACAACCGUUGAAAGAAAAGAGAGUCGCUCUGAAGAAGCCUCAACUCCACACAAUGAGAAGGACGAUACAACGAAUACUGACAUAAACGUAUCAAUGUAGUAUGUGCUCUGACGACGUGGUGUGUGUGUGUGGCUGAGAUAUAUUCUAGCUAGUAUGUUUCCUGGGAAGAGAGAUGACUCUGUGGUAAAGCGCUUGGCUUCCGAACAAAGACGUCUUGGGUUCCAAUCCCGGAGAUGAUUGGGGUUCGGAAAUUGUAUGUCUCUAACUCUAGUGGGUACCUGACAUUAGUUAUGGAAAAGUAUAGACCUUUUGUAUUUGUGCCGGCCACGUAAUACCCUCAUUUAACCGUGGGCCACGGAAACCAAUGACCUUUGCGUCAUCUGAUCUAUAGAUCGCUUGUUCUGAAAAGGGUACUUGACUUUUUGCCUAAAGACUACAAGGAAACCAACUCCCAUAUUCUCCUUCUUCCCAUGUGCUAUUAUAGCAUAGAAAAUGCGAUUUAUACACAAAAUAAUUAUUUAAAAAAAAGCACAAAAAAAUAAUAAUAAAAGGAUAUGUAUCUAGUAAUUAAAGCUUGGCUUAUAUAGUCUAAAGCAUACUGAAACAUCUUUGAUCAUUUUAUUACCUAUUCACGAGACAACAUUUUAAAGAGAAAAUCAGAGAUUUCUUAAGAUAUUCCUAUGUCCCCUAAAUCUGUAUUAGAUAUUUUACGUAUAUAAGAAUAAAUGUAUUGAGCUGUCUCUCUGUUUGAUAAAUGAUAUCCUCAUUAACAAUUGACUUUAAAGAUGAUGUAUUACUAAUCUGCUUCCUAGAUUGCUAGAACACACUAGACAUGCAUUCGAUGUUACUAUUUCAUUAGCAAUGUUUGCCAUUUGUUUGUAAGUCUUAUUUUACUUUUUGUAAUUUGUAAAAUUUGUCUCCAUUUAGGGUAAAAGAUUAAUGAUGUAAUUAUUAAAAUGUAAACUUUUUUUCUCUGAUAAAUUUAUUUUUGUGCCAUUAUUUAAACUAGUUAUUUGUAGCUCAUUUAACUCGUGCUUAUGGCAAAGAACUAACAAUGAUGGAUAAUUUACUCUGUUCAUAUUCGUAAAUACUAUUCGCGAAAAUCUGGCUCAAGUAAUCGCACAUAUGACUUUUCAGUUGUUUAUACUCUUCCGCAUUUUAAUUUACUGUAAGGUAACUAAUGCUGAAUUAGUUCAAUAUCAUUUAAUGUCUUCCUUAUAAAAACAAGCAGAAAAUAUAUUUUAAAAAUCUUUUCUAAAAAGAAAAACUAAGCUUAUCUAAAGGGGCCCAUAAUAAUGUAAAAGUUACCUCCCUUAUUCGAUAUCAAACAAAAUAAUUAAUUACGGAUAAAUGAUUGACUAAUUGAGCAUUUUUGUUUAUUGAUUCAUGUUUUGUUAUGUACAAUAAAUGUUUAAAAUAUCAACUUGAUCGGUGAAUUCGUGAAGGAGGAAUAAAGUUAACAAUUUAUUUAAGGGGACUAAACGUAACAAAUUUAGCCACAUCUGUGAAUACUGAAGUAUUGUUUUCCAUUGUUGCUAUUAAAUAAAACAACGAAUUACCAGUAAUUAAU